AUGGCGGAGCCGAGUGACGGAGAGGAAGGUGCAGCAUCUGCAGGCGAAGAAAUGGCAGGCAGUGGAGUUAGGGAAGUUGGUUCGGGAGAAGUGGAUCGGGGAGCACAGGGACAAGCGCGGGAGACGGAGGAGCGACGUGCAAGUGGAGAGCAAGAGGGGAGCGAGGAGCAGCGGGGAAGUGCAGGGCAACGGGAGGAUGUGGAGCAGAGGGCUGAUGGCAACGGGAGAGUGCGCGAGACGAUUGAUCUGAGUGGGGAGGACGAUGACGAUUUGCUCGUUCUCUCUCCUGAUGCUGUACGCCCGCCCGUCCUUUCCUCCUCGUCCAUUGCCUUCACUCUUCUCCAGUCGCCCUUCUCUCUUCUCCCGUUGCCCUACUCCAGUCCUGCUCCCGUGCGACGCGACGGCAGGCGCAGGAGCACGAGGGGAACACCGGCGGGCGCAGGACAGAGUGGUGGUGGUGGUGGUGGUAUCGGUGUGCGCCAGUUCUUCAUGCCUGCGCACUCCUCCUCGCGUGCAACUGCUUCCGGCACUCAUUCGCAGGCUCGGCGAGUCACGCGGCAGGCAGCUGGUAUGCUGGAGAUUCCACAGCAGCAGGAGGUUGCUCGAGCUGGGACUAGCAUCGCAGAUGCAGGUUCAGGGGAAGCAGUUGCGGGUGCUGCUGCAUCUGCUGCUACUGCUGCUGCGACUGGUGUGGAAGGGAGGGAAGGGGUUGCGAUCACUGUACUGGUUGUGGAUGACGAUGAUGACUGUCAAAUCGUCUCGCCACCGGUCAGGCACACAGGCCAUGAGGCAAGGGCUAGCCAUGAGGCACGGGCUCAGCAUGAGCGGAGAGUCGCCAGCCGCACCCGCGAGACAAGGGCACCCGUGCGGGUGAGUGGUGAAGCACGGGCUGCUACCUGGGGUGAGAACGAGCCGCAGCAUAAUGAUCCGAUGCACAGGCAGGUGGUUGACCUGGAAGAAGAGGCAGGGGCAGAGGGAGGGGGAGGGGUAGUAUCAGAACAAGUGGCAAAUUCACCUGAAGUGGUGCUGGUGCGUGGUGGUGGUGCGUCCAGAGGUUUACAGGGUGCUGUUGCCAGGCACAGAAGCCGCGGGGCAGACGGUGCAGCAGGGAGGCAGCGGCAUUGGAGCAGCACGAGCACGGGUGGUGCUGCUGCCAUGGGCUCAGCUGCUGUGAGAUCGGCUGCUGUGAGUACGGCCACACAUCGCGGGAUGUUGAGGGUUCCGGUUUCUGUGCAGGGGGGUGCGUUACGAGGAGGGGGUGGGGUGGGGGGAAGUGGAAGGAGAAGGGUGGAGGAACCAGAGCCUGAUGACAGAGACGUGCAAGCAUCGGUUGCAGGAGCAGCAGGAGGUGGGAGGGGUAGUGGGGGCAUGGAAGGGGGAGGGAGAGCAGGGGGAGGGAUGCAUCUGGUGUGCUCCGUGUGCCUGGAUGAUAUGAGUGAGGAGACUGAAUUCUUGGCCUCAUUUUGGCACACGUCCCUCAGCCUUCCCAUCGCGGUGCCCUCACCUCCCUUUCCACAAACUGCGACGAGUGCCUCGAGACACGACACCCAUCCUCUCUUAGGGUUUGACACCUGUUUUUCCCCUCCCAUUCCCUCUAUCCCCUCCCCUUCCUUCUCUCCCCUUCCCCCUCUCCCCUUCCCUCCCUCCCUCCCCCCUCCCUCUCUCCCCUUCCCUCUCUCCUCCUUCCGCCCGCAGCUGUUCUCAUGUCAGCCCAUCCACGCCAUGAGCAGCUCGCUCCUCUCCCACCCCUACACCAACCCAUUCCCCUCCCCAGCUGCCGCACACGCUGACGUCAACUCGGGUGCUCGUACUCCUCCCACUUCUCCCACACCUCCUCUCCUCGGACUCCCCACCCACCAGCUCUCCCACCCUCCAGCACCCGCCACCCCUCUUUCCCCUCUCCCUGUGAACUCACCUUCACCUCCUCCCACACCAACAUUCCACAUAGCCCUUUCCUUCUCCGCCAACCCGUUCCUUCUCGCGGGGGUUCUCCCCAUCUCCUCAUCCCACCUCCCCAUCUCCUCAUCCCACCUCCCCAUCUCCUCAUCCCACCUCCCCGUAUCCUCAUCCCACCUCCCCAUCUCCUCAUUCCACCUCCCCAUCUCCUCAUCCCACCUCCCCGUCUCUACAUCCCACCUCCCCGUAUCAUCAUCCCACCUCCUCAACUCCUCGUCCCACCUCCCCUUCUCCUCAUCCCACCUCCCCGUAUCCUCAUCCCACCUCCCCAUCUCCUCAUCCCACCUCCCCAUCUCCUCAUCCCACCUCCCCAUCUCCUCAACCCACCUCCCCAUCUUCUCAUCCCACCUCCCCUUCUCCUCAUCCCCUCCUCCCUUCUCGAGGUCCCGGGUUCCCAUGAUAGCUGCCUCCCUCCUCAUCUCGCCCACCUCAUUUCCUUUCUUCCUCGGUGUGCAUUAUAACUAUCGGUCAUACCUCCUCAUCUCAUCUCCCCUUCAUGCCUCCUACCACCUUUCCCUGCCAUCCCAUCCCUCCUUCAUGCCUCCCAUCACCUUUCUAUGCCUUCCCAUCUCCCCUUCAUGA
Closterium sp. Naga37s-1 is the source of this 2538-nucleotide messenger RNA. The record is from the annotation of a GenBank genome assembly. NCBI's taxonomy places the organism in Eukaryota, Viridiplantae, Streptophyta, Zygnematophyceae, Desmidiales, Closteriaceae.